Salvelinus fontinalis (brook trout) is the source of this 9670-nucleotide messenger RNA. RefSeq lists its product as uncharacterized. The record is from RefSeq and is a predicted model, not a curated record. NCBI's taxonomy places the organism in Eukaryota, Metazoa, Chordata, Actinopteri, Salmoniformes, Salmonidae. The transcript is spliced from 2 exons. The coding region runs from base 7525 to 9144 and encodes 539 amino acids.
AUAUGGUAAUUGAUGAAAGAGGACAAAGGAGGCUGACACGAAUUGUGCAGAGCAACAGACGGGCUACAGUCCAGUACAACAAUGGUGCCCAAAGACCCAUAAAAGAAUGCACAAUUCGUCGAGUAUGGCAGCCGACGACGUUACAGAGAUCCACUUCUUUCAGCUAAAAAACAAGAAACUGCAGUAGUAGUGGGCUGAGGAAUGAAAACACUGGAGAAGUGGAAAAACUGCUGUUUCACUCUGAUGGGAGGACUAGGAUAUGAAUUCAUGCAUCCAUCAUGCCGCUUGUCAACAUAACAGGCUGGUGGUGUGAUGGUGUGGGGUGUGUUUUCAUGGCACACAUUGGGCCCCUUGAUACAAGUGGAGCAAUGUUUUAAUGCCUCACUAUAUCUGAACAUCAAUGCCAAUCAGGUGCAUCCCUUCAUGGCAGCAGUGUAUCCAUCUGCAAAUGUAUUUUUUAAGCAGGAUAAUGCCCCAUGCCACAAAGCUAGGAUUGUCCAGGAAUGGCUCCAUGAACGUGACACUGAAUUCAUCUUACUGCAGUGGUCUGCCCAGUCACCAGAUCUCAAUCAGGUUGAGUUACUGUGGGAUGAGUUGGAACGAGCUAUUCGGAUUAGGGAUCCACUACCAGCCGACUUGACACAACUCUGUGAAGCAUUGGAGUCAACGUGAGCCAGCAUCCGUGUGGAACGCUUUCGAUCACCUUGUAGAGUCCAUGCCCCGAACGAAUUGAGGUAAUUGUGAUGGAAAAGGGGGUGCAACUCAAUUUUAGAAAAGUGAUCCUAAUGUUUUUUAUACACUCAGUAUAGAUCCACACAGGCACCGUGGCCAGGCCACAGGAUGUCGGAGGACACCAGGUUCGGCAUGAGGCACAGGGUAAAGUUGGGGCGUCGGGAUGAGCGGAGCAGAAUGACAACCAGGACAACUAUGUUACCAGGGAGGACCAGUGCACAGCACAACACAGCCCCAGGCUCAAAAUCAGCUGGCCCUAAUCCGGGGUGGUGGUGUCCAAGCUGGAGGUGUUGGAGGAGUUGAGGUUCUCCACGGUCGGUGAAAUAAUAAUAUAAGAGAUCUAAGAGCUAUCUGGAAGACAGUAGACUUUAGACAUCUAAUUCUUUGUUUCUCGUUUUUUUUGCAGGUGCUUGACACCCCAAAAUAGAUACAGUUGAAACAGUCUGUACACUGCUUGAAAUCCUCUCAAGUUUCUUCUCUUCUCUUACCAUAGCAAUGAUAUGGGUUAACUGCCUCUGGUCAACUUUCUUUCAAUGAGGUGUGUGUGCGUGACAGAGAGAGAGAGAGAUUUGUUUGGUGUCUAACCAUAAACAGUUAGAUGCAUCCUAUUUUGUCAUUCAGGCUACGGCCAACCCGAUUCUCACAAAUAGAUAUUUUAAAAUGUAGCACACGACACUGAGACCCCCCCAAGAGGUGCACGUUUCGGUUUUUGCACUAACAGCUGAGUCAAAUUAUGAAAGCUUGAUGAUUAGUUGAUUAUUUGAAUCAACUGUGUAGUGCUAGGGAAAAAAACGAAACGUGCACCACCUGUGGUCCCGAGGACCAAAUUUGGGAAACACUGACAUAGGCAAAACUUCUACUGCAGAUGUCUCUGGGGGCCAGCCUCUCAGUUGAAAAAAAAUAUUUUACCCCCAUAGAAAAAUCUAAAAUGUUCAGUGAUUUUAACUACGUGUAAAAAGUUGAUUCGAACUUUUGACGGAUAAAUGGAUGUGUAAUGGAUUCUUCAUGCAUUUCAUCCAUCUGUCCGUGAAUGUAUGGACAUGCUACGAUGCUCCCAUCUAGUGGUAAGAUAAGGGUGAUAAGGGUAGAAGAACAUUUCAAACAUGCCACUGGUCACACACUGGUUGAAUCAACGUUGUUUCCACGUCAUUUCAAUGACAUUAUGUUGAACCAAUGUGGAACAGACAUUGAAAUGACAUCUGCCCAGUGGGAUGAUUGCACUUUUAAUUUCCUCCCUGCCACAGAUUCUAGCAUAAAUCUACUAUGACUGCUAUCUUAUGUUAUCUUAAUUUGGAAGAUAUUGACAAUAACUGGUCAAUUGUAUAAAACACAUUUAUUUGUAGAUACACAUAGAGAGUUCUCAUAUAUAGCCUACCUGCAUUCACCUUCAUCACUUCAUUGACCAUUCCUUCUUCUAUCCCUUUAUAUUUCUGUCCUAUAUUUCAUGUUUGAAUUAGUUUCACUGUCCAAAUAUUAUCUUUUGUCAGUUAAAAUCUUCUACUGUAACUGUCACCAUCUCAAACAGCCAGUCCAUUCUUUCCAACCAGAAUUCACAGUCCUUUAUAAACUUGAUCAGAUCCACAGACAACUAUACAAUGUGGGCGGGUGGGUCUGUCAAUACUAGUCACAGUCAAUUGAGACCAGUGGAGCCUCCUCAGAGGAGGAAGGGGAGGACCAUACUCCUCAGUGAAUUUCAUAAAAAUAAAAUUGUAAAGCAUUUAAAAAAAAUCCUUUUAAGAUAUAACUAUACUUCACCAAAUAAUUGUUUAAAUAAAACACACUAUUUUGUAAAGAAGGUCUACAGUAGCUUCAACAGCACUCUGUAGGGUAGCACCAUGGUGCCACUAAUUUGUUUUUUCGACCUGUAUGCACCUACGUUGUAAACUGUCAUUCAUAGGCUAGGUUGUAGCAACCUCAUGAUGGGUAUAGGGACAAUUUGAGUAUCAUAUAAUAGCCUAAACAUAUCGCUGUUACAUUGACAGUCAUCCAAUUUGAGGUAAUAACGCCAUGCUCAUGAAAAACAAAUUGUCCUCCCUCAUCUUAAACGGCACUGACCGCCACUGAUCGAGACCCAUCUAUUCAGAUGGUAUGCAGGAUGCGGAAUCGUUCCAGGCUAACAAUGCAGAAGACAUAAGAGAAAAUGGGCGCGUUCGAGUGGAUCACUUUUGUCAAGUCGAUGACCACGGUUGGUCAGAACCUUCCAAACUGUAUUGCAUUAUGGUGACAGGAAUUGUCUGACUUGUGACUUGCACCUACAUAAUGACUGCAUGAACUUUACAAAAAUCAUGUGAUUGAAGGUAAUGAAGUUUUGACUGUAGUCGACUACGAGUUUCUGCAGUUCCUCCUCAUAAGUGAAAACUUGCAGCCAUCACCUGCAUUGUGUGAGGCUCUAUUGUCAACCAAUCAUUAGGAUGUUUUUGUUUGACCCAUGUGAAUGUGACCAAAGACAUGACUGAAACAGCUUUUCCACAAUUCAUGCAUACAGCGGCUAUGUACUGUACAAAUGAAUGUGAUAUUUGAGUCCCUCUCUCACCAAUUGAUUGUACAAUGUACCCACACCUUUUCAGUUUGAGUGUGUGAUAUGGGGGUUGGAGACGUGUUUAUUUCUACAUUAUGUGACACACGGGCUCCGAUGCUGAAAGAGUAGCGGUCCUCAUCUUGGAGACCCUUCUGGGUUUUGUGAUCCCGUUCUCUGUGCUGGUCACAUCCUACUGCUGAGGGUGCUGUUCUACUAGCCAGCCGAGUCAGUACUCGACAUCCAUCCAUGUCUGAGAACAUCAGGAGAUGACAUGGAAACCGGCCACUAGGAGCAAUAGUGAGCGCUGUUACCUUGAAGUUGGUUUCAGUUUUGCUAGGGCAUUGUGGAUGGGGAUGGCAGAUGGGUGUAAGCAUCUGCCUCUGAGGAUCUGAUCACGUUCUGAGGAUCUGAUCACGUAAGCAUCUGCCUCUGAUUUCAAAGGUUGCAAGUUCAAAUCUAGCGAACAAAUGUUGUUUUUGAUCAUGUUUGUUUAAGCCUAUCCCAAAACCCUUACCUUAACCGUUCUUAGUUAAUGCCUAACCUUAAUACAUUUUUGGCUUGGUUUUCAGAGCAGCCAAAUAGAGUCCCACAAUUUUUGGGUUGCUGAUGUUGUGGCAGAAUUUGGGGUGAGCCAUUGUAACUUCUCAAGGCAUAUGUUCUGUGUUGAACUGUGAUUUUAUGCCUUGCGUAGACUCCUAGAUGUCUGUACCCUAACACAAGGCCUUUGUGUUCUGGAACUGUUGCGUUCAGAAAAUAACUGUUGUGUAACAAUAUGAUUGUGUUAUCACCUCCCACUAUAUAAGGGACAUGUGCCGUGGCGGAGAUCUUUGUGGGCUAUACUCGGCCUUGUCUCAGGAUGGUAAGUUUGUGGUUGAAGAUAUCCCUUUAGUGGUGUGGGGGCUGUGCUUUGGCAAAGUGGGUGGGGUUAUAUCCUGCCUGUUUGGCCCUGUCCGGGGGUAUCAUCGGAUGGGGCCACAGUGUCUCGAGACCCCUCCUGUCUCAGCCUCCAGUAUUUAUGCUGUAGUAGUUUAUGUGUCGGGGGGCUAGGGUCAGUCUGUUAUAUCUGGAGUAUUUCUCCUGUCUUAUCUGGUGUCCUGUGUGGAUUUAAGUAUGCUCUCUCUAAUUCUCUCUUUCUCUUUCUUUCUCUCUCUCGGAGGACCUGAGCCCUAGGACCAUGCCUCAGGACUACCUGUCAUGAUGACUCCUUGCUGUCCCCAGUCCACCUGGCAGUGCUGCUGCUCCAGUUUCAACUGUUCUGCCUGCGGCUAUGGAACCCUGACCUGUUCACUGUGAUUAUUAUUAUUUGACGCUGCUGGUCAUUUAUGAACAUUUGAACAUCUUGGCCUUGUUCUGUAAUAAUCUCCACCGGCACAGCCAGAAGAGGACUGGCCACCCCUCAUAGCUUGGUUCCUCUAUAGGUUUCUUCCUAGGUUUUGGCCUUUCUAGGGAGUUUUUCCUAGCCACCGUGCUUCUACACCUACAUUGCUUGCUGUUUGGGGUUUUAGGCUGGGUUUCUGUACAGCACUUUGAUAUAUCAGCUGAUGUAAGAAGGGCUAUAUAAAUGCAUUUGAUUUGAUUUGAUUUGAUGAGCGCGACCUGACUUUUUUAUCAGUUUCGCUCGGCUUGGACCCAGACAUCCCUCGGCUUGGACCCAAAACAUAAGAGACCUUAUUCAAAAAGCUCUGUGAAGGACUGUCUGUUUUGUGGAAAAUCUCUUAUCCUCCUCAUCCUCAAUUUUGCAGAACUAUUUGAGUCUGACCGGUUAACAUUGAUCAAUGGGAGCACAGCAGUGUCUCCAACAGUAGGGAUUGGUUACCUAUUAACAUGUGAAAUAUACUGUUGGACCUGUACAUUAGCAGGAAUUGGAUAGCCUGCAAGUAGGAAUUGGAUAGCCUAAAAGUCGUAUUUGUGUAGCCUACAACUAAAUAAGUAUUAUAAUAUAUAUAAUCUGUUUGAAAACACGAGAGAGAGUUACCAAGUCGUAUGUGUGUGUAUAAUGGGUUACUAGAGAUUUGUUGCAAUAAUACUGGACUUAGAAAGCAAUUUUGAAAUCAUGGGUCAUAAACUUACUACGUGUACCGCUGAAGGUGCUGAUCCAGUGGGGAAAACACAACUUGCACACCCACAUGUACAGUACCAGUCAAAAGUUUGGACACACCAACUCAUUCCAGGGUUUUUCUUAAUUUUUUACUAUUUUCUACAUUCCAUAAUAAUAGGGAAGACAUCAAAACUAUGAAAUAACACAUAUGGAAUCAAGUAGUAACCAAAAAAGUGUUAAACAAAUCAAAAUAUAUUUUAUAUUUGAGAUUCUUCAAAGUAGCCACCCUGUGCCUUGAUGACUGCUUUGUACACUCUUAGCAUUCUCUCAACCAGCUUCAUGAGGUAGUCACCUGGAAUGCAUUUCAGUUAACAGUUGUGCCUUGUUAAAAGUUAAUUUGUGGAAUUUGUGGAAUUUCUUUCCUUUUUAAUGCAUUUGAGCCAAUCAAAUGUGUUGUGACAAGGUAGGGGUGGUAUACAAAAAAUAUCACUUUUUGGUAAAAGACCAAGUCCAUAUUACUGCAAGAACAACUCAAAUAAUGAAUUAUACUGUUAAGCUUCAUUUACCUUCUCCUGGGACUGACAACCACUGUUGAGGGACAUGAACCACUAUGUAGGUGGGUCAAACUAGGCAUCAUUUAAGAUAUAGUUGUUACAAUAUGUGGUUUAUGAUUUUUGUAUUCUCAAAUGUGAUAUACAGUAGGCCUACCUUUGGAAACCGCUGACUUCAUUUAUCUGUGUGUGUGCGCGUGCGCGGUGCGUGUAUUUGCAUAAAAUACAUAGCAUAGCUGUCCUGCCUCAUUGCUCCACAUACUUUUAAAACCCCAGUGUUGAUCAGUGACUGUUCACUCCUUUCAGAGCCACUGACACGCAGCACAAUGAUGAUGUCACUGAUUCUACUGCUGUGGACACUGGGACUCCUUGUUCAGGACUCAUCAGCAGAUAUAAUAAUGACUCAGUCUCCUAAAUCUCAGUCUGUUAGUCCAGGAGAGACUGUCUCUAUCAGCUGUACAGCCAGUUCAAGUACUGGUAAUUAAUUCCACUGGUACCUGUAGAAAUCUGAAGAAGCUCCUAAUCCCCUGGUUUAUGAUGCUACAAACCGUCAGUCUGGGAUUCCAGGUCGUUUCAGUGGGAGUGGAUCUGGUAGUUCAUUAACUCAUUACACUCUGACCAUCAGUGAAGUCCUGGCUGAAGAUGCAGCAGAUUACUACUGUUAGCAGGGUGGUUAUUCUCGUUCACACAAUGUUAGAGCAUUGUACAAAAACCUCCUUCAGCUAUAGAGGAACUGCUCUGACUCAACAGCUGCAGAGCUACAGAUUCUCCCGAGUCUUCUGUAUUCUAAAGUAUUCUAAACACCAAUUCUUCACAAUAUGACUCUACAAUACAAUAAUGUAGAUUAUUGGCUAGACUUGUCUAUAGACUAUGAUACUGUCCAUACAGUAUCUCUCAAUAUAUUACGCAAAAAUCUUUGUAAACAUACUGGGACCAGUAAUGAUACAGAACUGUAGAAAAUGCUUUAUUUUAAAGGACAUGUUGAACAAAAUUCAGAUAAGGUUCAUAUAUAUUUUUUUACAUAUAUUUAUUUUCUUAUUAUAAGGAGCACCUGUUUCAGUACACAACAGAAUGAAUGUUGAACCUGUCCAAACCCAUCUUCCAAAAUAUUCAUGCCCUAAUUCUAUACCCCCCAACUCUGAAAGUGAAUACAGUCAUAUCGAUUCCAUUCAAGAAGUACCACUUUCAUAUCAUUAUUCUACAUAUAUGUCACAAAUAAAUGUAGUUUACAUACUGUAUACUGUAUACACAGAGGGUUCUACAUGGAACCAAAAAAGGUUAUCCAAUGGGGACAGUUGAAGAUUAAUUUUGGAAAGGUUUUUUUGAAGUGUAAAGUCUGCUUCCUCAGCCCAUGUUCAGGUCUUUAGUCAGACACACAACUGCCACAGUCCUGAAAGUUUUGAGGCUGAGCGAUUGUGAACUCUGGUUGGGUUGAAACUCAGAUUUACAUGGGCAGGGUGACCGCAACACUCCCAGAAUAGAGCAGUACCAUGGCCAGAUGUUCACCUGUUCCCAGAGAGUUCCACUGAGUUUUGAGCACAUGGUUUCAGUAUUAGUAACAUCCAGAGACAUAUAUUUAGGGAGUUAGCAGAAACCUCAAUGUCCUAACUCUCUAAAUAAAUGGCUCUGGUAACAUCACAAAGACCAAUGAUUUUACAGCACAUGGCUUCAGUAGUAGUAGUACCAUGAUAAAGAACAGUGAGUUUAGAGCACAUGGCUUCAUUAUUAGUACCAUGAUAAAGAACAGUGAGUUUAGAGCACAUGGCUUCAGUAUUAGUACCAUGAUAAAGAACAGUGAGUUUAGAGCACAUGGCUUUAUUAUUAGUACCAUGAUAAAGAAGAGUGAGUUUAGAGCACAUGGCGUCAGUAUUAGUACCAUGAUAAAGAACAGUGAGUUUAGAGCACAUGGCUUCAUUAUUAGUACCAUGAUAAAGGCCAGUGAGUUUAGAGCACAUGGCUUCAGUAUUAGUACCAUGAUAAAGAACAGUGAGUUUAGAGCACAUGGCUUUAGUUAUAGUACCAUGAUAAAGAACAGUGAGUUUAGAGCACAUGGCUUCAGUAUUAGUACCAUGAUAAAGAACAGUGAGUUUAGAGCACAUGGCUUCAGUAUUAGUACUAUGAUAAAGAACAGUGAGUUUAGAGCACAUGGCUUCAUUAUUAGUACCAUGAUAAAGAACAGUGAGUUUAGAGCACAUGGCUUCAUUAUUAGUACCAUGAUAAAGAACAGUGGGUUUAGAGCACAUGGCUUCAUUAUUAGUACCAUGAUAAAGAACAGUGAGUUUAGAGCACAUGGCUUCAUUAUUAGUACCAUGAUAAAGAACAGUGAGUUUAGAGCACAUGGCUUCAGUAUUAGUACCAUGAUAAAGAACAGUGGGUUUAGAGCACAUGGCUUCAGUAUUAGUACCAUGAUAAAGAACAGUGAGUUUAGAGCACAUGGCUUCAUUAUUAGUACCAUGAUAAAGAACAGUGAGUUUAGAGCACAUGGCUUCAGUAUUAGUACCAUGAUAAAGGCCAGUGAGUUUAGAGCUUAUGGCUUCAGAAUUAGUACCAUGAUAAAGGCCAGUGAGUUUAGAGCACAUGGCUUCAGUAUUAGUACCAUGAUAAAGGCCAGUGAGUUUAGAGCUUAUGGCUUCAGAAUUAGUACCAUGAUAAAGAACAGUGAGUUUAGAGCACAUGGCUUCAGUAUUAGUACCAUGAUAAAGGCCAGUGAGUUUAGAGCACAUGGCUUCAGAAUUAGUACCAUGAUAAAGACCAGGGAGUUUAGAGCACAUGGCGUCAUUAUUAGUACCAUGAUAAAGGCCAGUGAGUUUAGAGCACAUGGCUUUAGUAUUAGUACCAUGUUAAAGAACAGUGAGUUUAGAGCACAUGGCUUCAGUAUUAGUACCAUGAUAAAGAAUAGUGAGUUUAGAGCACAUGGCUUCAGUAUUAGUACCAUGAUAAAGAAUAGUGAGUUUAGAGCACAUGGCUUUAGUAUUAGUACCAUGUUAAAGAACAGUGAGUUUAGAGCACAUGGCUUUAGUAUUAGUACCAUGUUAAACAACAGUGAGUUUAGAGCACAUGGCUUCAUUAUUAGUACCAUGAUAAAGAACAGUGAGUUUAGAGCACAUGGCUUUAGUAUUAGUACCAUGUUAAACAACAGUGAGUUUAGAGCACAUGGCUUCAUUAUUAGUACCAUGAUAAAGAACAGUGAGUUUAGAGCACAUGGCUUCAUUAUUAGUACCAUGAUAAAGAACAGUGAGUGGAUAAAAACCGCAGACCCCGGAUGCAUUUAUGCUUUCUGGAACCUAGCUCAAAAAAAUCACUGACAAAGACAUUGGCAUUGAUGUUCACAAUGUUUUCCGGUCAGAUCGCAAAUCUAAGGAUGGUGGUGUUGCUGUAUGCAUAAAAUACAUGUUUUUAUCAACCAUUCUGACUUCUGUUACCGAACCCAAGCAAUUUGAAUAUCUGUCUUUGAAUAUAAAUCUCUGCGCAUCCUUGAAUCCUGUAAUUAUAGAGCCCCAUCUGCUGUUGCUGGCUCUCUGGAUUGUGUUUUUUAUAUUAUUAUCACAGAAUGGCAAAUCUGAACUUGUGCUUAUGGGUAACCUGAACCUAGAUUUGCUGACAACCAACUCUGAUCAACUCAAUAAUCUAUGUAAUACCUACACUCUUACUCAGAUUGUAAACAAUGUAACAAGGUUGAAUCCAAAGUGUCCUCUAAAAUCCUCUUUGAUCGAUCUUAUUUUAACUAACACUCCACAUCGUUUUAAUGCUUCUGGUGUUUUUGCAAAUCAUAUAAGUGAUUACUUGCCUAGUUAAAUAAAGGUCAAAAAUCAAAUAAAACAAUUUUUUUAA